Messenger RNA from Talaromyces stipitatus ATCC 10500, 1952 nucleotides. RefSeq lists its product as uncharacterized. The transcript has 5 exons. Gene Ontology annotation, molecular function: nucleic acid binding; RNA-DNA hybrid ribonuclease activity. The coding region runs from base 552 to 1952 and encodes 466 amino acids. The record is from RefSeq and is a predicted model, not a curated record. Lineage: Eukaryota; Fungi; Ascomycota; Eurotiomycetes; Eurotiales; Trichocomaceae. Gene Ontology annotation, biological process: DNA replication, removal of RNA primer.
UCCCAACCGUAGCUAGACGCUGGAUCCGGAGCUUCAUGAAGAGCUGGUACGCCAGCAUCUCCUUUGACGAUUUUCAGAUGGAGAUCUCCCCGCUUGAGAAUGCUGGUCUGGCACAGGGAUCCCCGCUGUCCCUAAUCUUAUUUGGAUUCUUUAACUCCGACCUGGUCGACCAGCCCGUCAACCACCACGGCGGCGCGUCAGCUUUUAUCGACGACUACUUUCGAUGGCGAGCCAGUCAGUCCGCGGAAGACAAUAUCAGAAAGAUUCAGGAAGAGGAUAUCCCCCACAUUGAGGCAUGGGCCUGACGGACAGGAUCCUCGUUUAACGUGAAGAAAACAGAACUAAUCCACCUGACAAGGUCCAAAAGGCAGCAUAGGGUAGGACAGAUCACAAUAAAUAGGACGGUAAUCAAGCCAAGCGAUACAGUAAAACUUCUAGGCGUGAUCUUUGACAAGGAGAUGCAGUGGAAGGAACAUGUACAGCAAACAGUUAAGCGAGCAACCUAGGUGAAUAUUGCCCUGGGGGGAUUGAGACACCUCCAUCCAGAGCAGAUGAGACAACUCUACCAAGCAUGCGUGACACUAAUUGUGGAUUACGCAUCUACUGUCUGGCACAACCCACUAAAGGAUAAGAUACACCUGAGAAUGCUGGGAACGGUACAACGAACCACCCUUAUUUGCAUUCUCUCUGCCUUCAAGACGGCAUCCACGGCAGCCCUAGAGGUGGAAGCCUAUGUGCUACCAACCAAUUUACGACUCAAACAACGCGCCCAAAUAGUGGCUGCCCGCCUCAGCACCCUUCCAGAGGAUCACCCAGGCCAAACAAUUAAUCCAACCCCCCCACCACCAUGGCAGACACCAGCAUUUGUAGAAAUCGACAUUGAACCAGACCGGGAUAAAGCCAAAGACAAAGCAUCUGCUAGGCAAAAAGCAUCUGGCAUCACAGUCUUCUUCAAUGCAUCAGGCCAACAGAACGCACUAGGAGCCGCAGCAGUAGCGCUAGACCAGAACCACAACAUCAUCCAGCACCAGAAAGUCUGCAUCGGCUCUAUAGAAUACUGGUCGGUAUAUACAGCAGAGCUUAUGGCAAUAUACUAUGCCAUCAGCCUUGUCCUUAAGAUUGCAAUGGAGAAUCAGGUCAUCCUAGUAGGCCAACAGGAACCGGCAACUAUCCUCAGUGAUAGCAUGUCAGCACUCCAAGCCAUCUCAAACACACGGAACAAAUCAGGCCAGAGGAUUAUUCAAGCGGUUCAGCAAGCAGCCCAGGAGUUAAAAGCGCGGGGAAUUCCGCUCUGUCUCCAAUGGAUGCCAGGACACUGUGAUAACCCAGGAAAUGAAGCGGCCAAUCGACUGGCCAAAGAAGCAGUUAGCCUAGACAAAGAACACCCCUUCCAACAUCUUCUUUCACGAGAAAAAGGUUUCAUCCGCAACCGAAUCCAAGAAGACUGGGAGCAGGGAUGGAGAACCUCCAAGAACGGAGGCCACCUUCGCCGGAUAGAUAGAGAUCUACCCGCAGUUCGUACCCGGAGGAUAGAGGAUGACAAGUGUGAAUGUGGAGCGAUAGAAAUAGUGGUUCACGUCCUGAUUCACUGUCCCAAAUUGAAGAGCAUACAACAAGAACUACGGAAGAAGAUCGGGACUGCAUUUAACAAUAUUUCGGACAUGCUGGGAGGAGGAAGUCAAGGUAAGCAAGAUAGUUGUAUCCUGCAUAUCGCUUCGGCGAGGGGUCAGGGUAUGAAUUACACACACACACACAAACUCCUCAUGGAGCCUCAUAGAGCUCAAAUUAUCCUAGUUUUAGUUUGGGCGAAGAAGGCGACGUGUAAAUUCUGUCUGUACACUCUCCUACCUAUCGUAGCACCUUACCCACACACCGUUCCCAGCGUGGGUCGGCUCCGGCUCAACGAAACCAGCAGCUCAACGGAAUCGAUUUUUACUGUACAUAAAAUUUGA